Messenger RNA from Rhipicephalus microplus (southern cattle tick), 2171 nucleotides. Its product is annotated as chitinase-3-like protein 1. Lineage: Eukaryota; Metazoa; Arthropoda; Arachnida; Ixodida; Ixodidae. Gene Ontology annotation, molecular function: chitinase activity; chitin binding. Gene Ontology annotation, cellular component: extracellular region. Gene Ontology annotation, biological process: carbohydrate metabolic process; chitin catabolic process. The record is from RefSeq and is a predicted model, not a curated record.
GUGAGACCGUUCCGCACUCGGCGUUCACGACAGCGAGAUUUUUUUUACACCGGGGUAUCUUUGUGGACGCCGUGGCUCGCGCCAUUUUGGCCGCAGGGAUUCUUCUUACGUGCGACAUUGUUGGCUGUUUACGUGCAGCGUACGUCCUGUAUAUAUACCCGGUGCCUGUCACUUCCUUGCUGUCGUGCUGUGUGCGAUGAACUAUAACUGUGUGCAGUUAUGAAAGGAGUCGCUCUUUUCAUCGCCUUGCUCUGCGCAUCGAGCACCCUAUGCCUGGCGCAGACGUCAUCAGUUACGAAAGAUGUCACAAGCAGCGAACGGCCCGUGUUCUUCUGCUACUGGGGCACCUGGUCCCACUACCGCAGUGGCGCCGGCAAGUUCUCGGUUGGCCAGAUCGACCCAUCGCUGUGCACCCACCUGGUGUACGCCUUCGCCAAGCUGGAGAACGGAGUCAUUGCAGCCUUCGACGCCUACCUUGACUUAAAGGACAACUACGGACUCGGCAUGUACGAGAAAGUGAACAAACUCAAGGUCGCGCAUCCGCACCUGAAGACGCUGCUGGCCAUCGGUGGCUGGAACGAGGGCUCGAUCAAGUACUCGCAGAUGGCCUCCACCCCGGAGGGCCGCCAACGCUUCGCGCUGAGCGUGUUGAGUUUCCUCGACAAGCACGGCUUCGACGGCCUCGACCUCGACUGGGAGUACCCGGCGGCCAGGGGAGGUGUGCCACAAGACAAGCAGAACUUCGUGUUGUUGAUACAGGAGCUGCGGAGAGUUCUCGGUCCAGGACGGCUCUUGACGGCGGCCGUCUCUGCCGGGGAGAGCAUUGUGGACGGGGCAUACGACGUGCCAGCGAUCACAAGGUACCUUGAUUACGUCUCCGUAAUGGCGUACGACUUCUUCGGGGCUUGGAACAGCUACACGGGGCACUGCUCACCGCUAGGCGUUCGCCAAAACGCCAGCGAAGAAGAGAAAAAGCUCAACGUGGAGACAGCCAUGAAGAUGUGGCUCAACAAAGGUGCGGAGCCGAACAAGCUCUUGCUGGGCAUGCCCCUCUAUGGUCGCACCUUCACGCUGGCCAACCCGAGCAACGACGGCUUCCUGGCUCCCACAGUUGGUCCCGGACAAGCCGGUCCCGUGACUGGAGAAUCAGGCUACCUCGGCUACAUUGAGAUAUGUGCCCAGCUGAAAGCAUCUAAAGACUGGAAAAUAACCCGAGACCCAAGGGUGGUUGCCCCAGUAGCUGUGAAAGGAAACCUGUGGAUCGGCUACGAUGAUGCUCAAAGCCUCACGGCAAAAGUCCUGUUUGCACGGUCCCUCGGCCUUGCUGGUGCCAUGGUGUGGUCCAUUGAAACAGACGACUUCUCGGGAACAUGCGGAGGAGCGAAGAACCCCCUGCUGAGAGCUAUAAGAGAUGCACUUCGAAGCAACACCACCAUACCACUCCCGACCACAGUAACAAGUUUGCCAUCGACAACCCCAGCAAAGUCAACACCAGCAGAAACAGUGUCAACUAAAGAAACUAAUUUGCAAUCAACGACAUCAGGGGCUUCUAAAUCAGGAAGUGACACUAACGUCAGUGUUGUUACGACAAGUGUGCCUACAUCAACAACAGCCCCACCAGAGUUAACAUGUCCUGCUGAUGGCUUCUACCCAUAUCCAAAUGAUCUACACAGAUUUUACCGGUGCGUUUUGCUAGCUGGUGGCACCUACGCAAUCUAUGUCUUUGAUUGUCCAGCGGGAACAGUUUUCAAUCCCUCUGUCAGUGUGUGCACAUUCUAGGAACGUACUGUUUGUGUUCUGUACACACCAGACUCUGGCAUGUGCUGUCUAUAGCAGGUGCAAAGGUCAAAAGCUGAAAGAAGCUUACACUGCUUCUCUUUAAACCUUCAUCUUCUUAUCAAGAGCCUUUGUGCAGUACGAAACCCACUGGAGGUUCAAGUGGCCUUAAAUGAUCCCUAUAAGAAAUGUUUUCUUUUUGUGGGGUUGUGGAAGCAAUAAAUCAUUUUUUCAAUCAGCUUUAUCAUCGGCAAGCUUGCUUGAUGAGUUAAUAACAUUCAAUGCGAAUGCAGAACUAAGCAUAACUGUAUAGCAAUCUCAGUAAACGCGUGAAUUCACAAGACAGCUUAACUAAUGUCUGCGAAUAUUGCAAAUAAAAGAGACAUUGAACUUCA